AUGGCACUGCAACUCUUACAUCUCCUUCCAAUCAAUUGUUUGCCCUACUUGGGUGCUGAUGGCACUGCAACUCUUACAUCUCCUUCCAAUCAAUUGGCUGAUAUGGAUCGAUUUGUAGAGGAUGGAUCACUUAAGGAUAAUGUUGAGUCUUCUUUAACUCAUGAUGAUACAGAAACGCAGAUAAAGUUAAAAAUGGCUCAACUACAUCAGCAACAGCUGCAGCAACAAAACAGUAAUCCACAGCAGCAGCAGCAGCAUGCUCUUCCAACUCCGCCAUCACAAAGUUCAAAUCACAAUCCUCAUCCACAAGAUAAAAUGGGGGGUGCUGGCAGUGUCACCAUAGAUGGAAGCAUGUCAAACUCCUUUCGGGGAAAUGAUCAGACUGGUAGAAAGAGAAAGCAGCCAGUCUCAUCUUCAGGUCCUGCCAAUAGCUCAGGAACGGAAAACACGGCUGGACCUUCCCCAAGUUCAGCACCUUCAUCAUCCUCAGCUCACACGCCAGGGGAUGUGAUAUCAAUGCCUGCUUUGCCCCAUAGCGGUAGCACUUCCAAGCCUUUAAUGAUGUUUGGUGCUGAUGGCACUGCAACUCUUACAUCUCCUUCCAAUCAAUUGUGGGAUGAUAAAGAUCUUGAAUUGCAGGCUGAUAUGGAUCGAUUUGUAGAGGAUGGAUCACUUGAGGAUAAUGUUGAGUCUUUUUUAACUCAUGAUGAUACAGACCCAAGAGAUGCUGUUGGUCGUUGUAUGGAUGUUAGCAAAGGAUUCACGUUCACAGAAGUAAAUGCUGUUAGAGCCAGCACAAACAAAGUUAUUUGUUGUCACUUCUCAUCUGAUGGAAAAUUGCUAGCUAGUGGUGGGCAUGACAAGAAAGCUGUAUUGUGGUAUGCAGAUAGUUUAAAGCCAAAAACUACGCUUGAAGAACAUACGUCUUUAAUAACCGACGUUCGGUUUAGUCCAAGCAUGCCGCAUGUUGCAACAUCUUCAUUUGACAAAACUGUCAGGGUUUGGGCUGCUGACAAUCCUGGUUAUUCACUUCGUACUUUGGUGGGACAUUCUGCCUUUGUUAUGUCAUUAGACUUCCACCCAAAUAAAGAUGACCUCAUAUGCUCUUGUGAUGGGGAUGGUGAGAUACGGUACUGGAGUAUUAGCAAAUGCAGCUGUGUCAGUGUUUUCAAGGGUGGAACGGCUCAAAUGAGAUUUCAACCCCGUCUUGGGAGAUACCUUGCAGCUGCUGCAGAGAAUGUUGUAUCCAUACUGGAUGUGGAGACACAAGCUUGUCGACAUUCAUUGCAGGGACAUACUAAGCCAAUCCAUUCUGUGUGCUGGGAUCCUUCUGGUGAAUUUCUUGCAUCCGUCAGUGAGGACUCUGUCAGAGUUUGGACACUUGGAUCGGGAAGUGAAGGGGAGUGUAUACAUGAACUGAGCUGUAAUGGCAACAAAUUUCACUCGUGUGUUUUCCAUCCUACGUAUACUUCAUUGCUGGUUAUUGGUUGUUACCAGUCUUUGGAGCUAUGGAACAUGAGUGAGAACAAGACAAUGACUCUAUCAGCUCAUGAAGGACUUAUUGCUGCUUUGGCUGUGUCAACUGCGACAGGUUUGGUUGCUUCGGCCAGCCAUGAUAAGUUUGUCAAGCUCUGGAAGUGAUAUACAAUUGCCACCAAAGUUGACUUUGCAAUACGUGAUUAAAUUAUAUUAGGGUUGAUCAACUGGUUGUAGCAUGUAUCUGCUUUGUUUGCUUGUCGGUUCAUCUCUGUUUGGCUUUUUUGAUCUCAGACUUUAGCUCCAUAGCCCAGAAUCUGACAUGUAAUAUUAUUGCUGUUGUUAUAGUAUUGUAAUACUACUAUCUGUUUUUUGUUUUUCGUUUUUGUUCCCUUUUUUUUCAAAUGUGGAAAUGGACCGUCUGUAAUGCGUUGAACUUCAUAAAAAUUUAAAGUUUCAUCA
Ziziphus jujuba (common jujube) is the source of this 1938-nucleotide messenger RNA. Its product is annotated as transcriptional corepressor LEUNIG-like. Lineage: Eukaryota; Viridiplantae; Streptophyta; Magnoliopsida; Rosales; Rhamnaceae. Gene Ontology annotation, cellular component: nucleus. Bases 1 to 1641 code for a protein of 546 amino acids. The record is from RefSeq and is a predicted model, not a curated record. Gene Ontology annotation, molecular function: protein binding. The transcript is spliced from 12 exons.